This is a messenger RNA of Gymnodraco acuticeps, 6825 nucleotides long. It is a transcript of the gene rimbp2, whose product is annotated as RIMS binding protein 2. The transcript is spliced from 27 exons. Lineage: Eukaryota; Metazoa; Chordata; Actinopteri; Perciformes; Bathydraconidae. Gene Ontology annotation, molecular function: protein binding. Gene Ontology annotation, biological process: neuromuscular synaptic transmission. The record is from RefSeq and is a predicted model, not a curated record. The coding region runs from base 2 to 4966 and encodes 1654 amino acids.
GAUGAGAGGCACAGAUAAGCUGAGAAAUGAAGUUUUGCCGCUCCAGCUCCCACGUUUGCAGCAUUUGGACAGCUUUCGUCUUCUAGAGAACAACAGCGGACCCCGACGACUCGACCCGGAGACCCUUAGCCACCAAAGGCUAAAGCAGCAGUUACUGGAGACUGAGAUCGGCACCAGAAGGAAGGAGUGUGAAGCACUUGAGGCGGAGGUGAAGAAAAAGAAUCAAACAUGCCAGACUUUGGAGAAUGAGCUUCAAGAUUUCCUCCAUGAGAACAAACACUUGAACCUCCAUUUGUUCAACAGUAGCAACAAGACAUCUGAGUAUGAGAAGUGUCUCUGCUCCUUGCUUGUUCUGUCUGCACAGGUGAAGUCUGAGUAUGCCCAGCUCAAAGAGACCCUUGGUUCUGUGACGCAGGAGAGAGAUUUAGCCCUGUGGGAGAGGAACCAGCUCCAAGGCAAACUGGAGAACCUAGAGCAGGUGCUCAAGCAUAUGCGCGAGGCUGCAGAGCGGAGGCAGCAGCUAGAGUUGGAGCAUGAGCAGGCCUUGGCUGUACUCAAUGCAAAGCAGCAGGAGAUUGAAGUUCUUCAGAAGGCUCAGGUUGAGGCAAAAAAGGAACAUCAAGGCGCUGUCCAUCUGUUAGAGAACCACUUGGACAGCAUGCAGGCCAAAGUCCGCGAGCUGGAGGAGAAAUGUCGCUCUCAGAGUGAGCAGUUCAACCUCCUGUCAAAAGAGCUGGAGAAGUUCCGGCUCCAGGCCGGGACGUUUGAUAUCCUCAGCACUGAACCCUUAACUGUGUGCGGGUCUCCUCCUGGGUCGCCCACCAAAUCCCUCUCACAGCUCCUCAACGGACUGGCUGCCCCCAUAGGAAAAGGCAAUGAGGCUCCAACAAGCAGAUCUUUGAUAUCUGAGUUCAUUCGGCCGCUGCAGAUCAGUGGAGAGAAGCCGGAGCUCCUCUCUGUCAAGCCAACAUUCCUCACUCGAGGUCGAGUCAGCAGCCCAGCACGGGCCUUCCUCUCUGAGAUGGACAAAGAGCUCGGCUCAACUACCAGGUCCAAACCGACGUUCACAGGGAAGGUUCGUCUGUGUAUUGCUCGCUACAGUUACAAUCCUUAUGACGGGCCUAAUGAGCAUCCUGAGGCAGAGCUCCCCCUGGUGGCAGGGAAGUACCUCUACGUUUACGGGACAAUGGAUGAGGAUGGCUUUUACGAAGGAGAGCUGCUGGACGGACAGCGGGGACUCGUCCCAUCCAACUUUGUGGAGUCUGUCGCAGAUGAGGAUUCAGCCUUUGUCAAACACAGGGACACAGUGGCUAAAGAACCUGGCUACCUCAACCACAGUAGCCUGGGGGCUCAGAGACUAAAAGCCGGCACAGGAGCGGGAACGAGCAUAAGCCGACUGCUGUCUGACAGACUAGACUGUUUAAGCACCAGCAGCUUGGGCAUGGACCUCCUGGGCUCCUCUAGCAACGGGACAGGAACCUUGGAUGUCAACAUUGACGAGGUCGGUGAAGACAUUGUGCCUUAUCCCCGCCGCAUCAACCUGAUUAAACAACUAGCCAAGAGUUUGAUUCUUAGCUGGGAUCCUCCUGUGGUCCCACCGGGCUGGGGCUCCAUCAGUGGCUACAAUGUUUUGGUGGAUAAGGAGUUGCGCAUGAGUGUCCCCUACGGGGGCAGGACAAAGUCUCUUCUUGAAAAGCUCAAUCUGGAAACCAACACAUACCGUAUCUCGGUGCAGGCCAUCACUGAGCGGGGCCUGUCGGACGAGCUGCGCUGCACUCUGCUCGUGGGAAAGGACGUGGUGGUGGCACCUUACUACCUGCGGGUGGACAACAUCACGCAGGUCUCUGCUGAGCUCUCUUGGAUGCCAAGCAGCAGCAACUACAGCCACACCAUCUUCCUCAAUGGUGCAGAGUACGACAUGGUCAAGGCGGGGGGCUAUAAGUACAAGUUCUUCAACCUGAAGUCCAUGACCGUUUACAAGGUGAAGGUUGUGGCGCAGCCGCAUCAGGUGCCUUGGCAGCUUACCCUAGAUCAAAGGGACAAGAAGGAGAUCUCUGUGGAGUUCUGCACUCAGCCUGCAGGGCCCCCUCUUGCUCCCCAGGAGGUGCAGGUCCAGUGUGGUCAGACACCGGGGAUCCUGCAGGUCAGAUGGAAGCCGCCACCUCUGACGUCUUCAGGAACCUCCAACGGGGCCAGUGUGCUCGGCUAUGCUGUAUGCACAAAGGGACAAAAGAUAGCAGAAGUCCUAUACCCCACAGCUGACUAUGUGACUGUGGAGUUGAACAGGAUUCAGGGUCUGGAGGCCAGGGAAAUCAUUGUAAGGACGUUAUCCACACAGGGAGAGUCACAGGACUCGCCCGUGGCCGUCAUCCCGAACAAUCUCUUGGGCUCACCACGCCUCUCCCACCGGACCACUGCGCCGUCCCAUCCUAUGUCCCACCCACAGUCCCAUCCUCCUUACCCAUCAACAUACCCCCCAAAUCAUCCUCAGCCCCAGGUGCAGCCUUUGCCUCAAGCCCAGCCCCACACUCUGCCCCACACACAGCCGCACACGCAGCCCGUCUGCCAACCCCCUCGUCAUUUCCCGCACCACCCCAUGCCCAAGUCCAAACCGUUAGUAAGUGCCAGAGAGCAAGAAACCAAAGAGCAUGAGGUGGGAAUGCGGACAGCCCCGCCCUGGGAGCGAGCCCCCUCUCCGCUGCCCCCCAUGCGGGGGCCCAACCUGGAGCCGCCUCACUUCCAGCCACGGCGAUCGCCCUCUCCUCAGAGGAUCCUGCCACAGCCUCAGGGAGCCCCCAUCCCCAACACCAUUGCCAAGGCCAUGGCACGGGAAGCUGCCCAGAGAGUGUUUGCCGAGGGCAACCGGGUUGAGAAAAGGAAUAUCUUUAGUGAGCGAGGUAACGCUUUGCAUCCAGUCAACUCUGAUGAGGAGGAGGAUGGCUACGACUCUCCUCAUGCGAGGAGAAGAGGAGCAUCCGUGGAUGAAUUCCUCAGAGGAUCAGAGUUGGGGAGACAGCCCCACCAUCAACACUACAGCCACAGCGAGGAGUACCACACGGAGAGCAGCCGGGGCUCUGACCUGUCCGACAUCAUGGAGGAGGACGAGGAGGACCUUUACUCUGAGAUGCAACUGGAGGAGGGCCGUAGGCGGAGUAUAAACUCUCACAACACUCUUAAGGCGUAUUACAAGCGCCAGGACUUAGCCGAGGAGAGGGACUGCUGGGACCUCCAGAGGGAGGUGGUGAAGCAGAAGUCGCUCCGCAGCAAGCGCCUCCACAGCAUCCCCGAGGUGGCGGAGGAAGAGUCCGACUGCGUGGACAGCAUGGGCCAGCGCCGCUACGAAGAGGGCAGGAGGCCAGGGACGCCACAUACUCAGCGCAGGAUGUACCCCCAGGACCCCCACAUGAACAACCAUCAGAACAAGAACUCCCGCCACCUGCAGCGGCAGCGCUCCUCGCCUCGCUUCACCGACGGUCGCUGCGGCUACAGCGCAGACGACCGUGGCUUGGUACGACCCAACCGCCAGAACACCAAGAGUCCUGACAGCGGUUUGGACUGCGGCAGUGAGGAAGAAGGCUCUCUAGGCCGAGGGUAUCGAGGGUACUACACUCAUGGGAGCCCCAUGCGGGGGCCCAUACAGAUCAUACACUGCGAAGGCCCGGUAGAAAGGCGUGCGCUGGCCAUGGGUCGCAAAAGAACUCUGACUCGCCAGUGCAGCGUAGAGGAGGAGUUCGCUGACAUCCCAGCGACUACAGCCAAGUCGGUGCACAGGGGGGACUUUAGGAGCAGGGAGCACUUUGGGCCCAGUCAGGAGGUUGGGCCCAGAAACUACUCCAGGGAGGGGGCCCUGAGCGAGGGCAGGCUGGACGAGCUGGACAGGGUUUAUUACAGCCCCCACAGGGAGGCUAGGGCCCAUUCUUUGUCCAGGCUCAACAGGGACCAGCCGCUGAUCAUUGGGAACUCUUCAUCACAUGGAAACUCUGAUCGCCUGGACCACUCAGGAAGGAGGGCGGUUCACAUCGGCAACCCCCCUCAACAGCGGCAAAUCCCAUCCAUUGACGGCUAUGGCGGGCGGCGAACCGGGCGGGGACGGCGCUCCCCGGAAUACUACGAGGAGUCGGAGCCGGACGAGAUGACGCGUGUGUUCGUGGCUCUGUUCGACUACGACCCCAUGUCCAUGUCUCCCAACCCUGACGCUGCUGACGAGGAGCUUCCAUUCAAGGAGGGCCAGAUCAUCAAGGUCUUUGGGAACAAAGACACGGAUGGUUUCUACAGGGCGGAGGUCCGGGACCGAGUUGGUCUGAUCCCUUGUAACAUGGUCUCUGAGAUCCAAACAGAGGAUUAUGAUAUGAUAGACCAGCUCCUUAAACAGGGCUUCCUGCCACUCAACACUCCUGUGGAGAAGUUAGUGAACUGUGACCGUUUCAAAGAUGGCCGCUCAAUAAAUCGCAGGUCCAGAAAGUCCAAGCGAGAGAGGAACAGGCGGAGUGGCCGGCAGCAUCCGAUGUCCACACGAAGAAUGGUGGCUCUGUACGACUACGACCCCCGGGAGAGCUCCCCUAACGUUGAUGUAGAGUAUGAGGGCAACAGACUGAAUGAGGAGCCUGAACUGACUUUCUGUGCCGGUGACGUCAUCACAGUUUUCGGUGAAAUCGAUGAAGAUGGCUUUUACUAUGGCGAGCUCAAUGGACACAAGGGACUAGUUCCUUCCAACUUUCUAGAAGAAGUGCCUGACGAUGUGGAGGUUUUUCUCACUGACUCACCAUCUCGAUACCCCCAGGACACUCCUGCACGGAUAAAGACCAAAAGGGUUCCACUGGAAAACUCGGGUCGGCCCAGAAGAGCAGGCCCUCCCACAGAGCGCCCGCACCCCCCCGGCUCCGGCCCUGCCACCCUGUACUCCUCCAAAGGAAAAAAGGACUGCUCUCCAAAGGAAAGACACUGUUGCAAGGACUUGGCGCUGUAAAAUAAUUUCUCCACAUACUUCCUUGUAGUGUUUUAAAAAAAGAAAAGCUUAGAAAAUGCUUUAUUCUUGUACAUCCAUCGUAUACUAGAAUAUUUGUAUUUUGUUAACUACAUAUUUUCAAUAUAUAUUAUGAUCCUGAGACCUCGUUGUCGGCCGGUAUAGUAUUCAGUAUCUUACCUCCAAGUCUGACUGAUGUUUGCUGACAGAGACACGGCCAGGCAGUCUGCACAUUGUGAGUUACCAAACGUGUCACAUUAUGAGUCCUACCUGUGUCUGUGUACAGAAAUCAGAAUGUCAAUCAAACCCAGAAGGAUCAAUUUAACAUGGGUGUUCAGUUUUCAAUCCGAAGAGAGUUAUUCCACACAGCCAGUUGCAUAAAUGUAUGAGAGGUUUGCAUGCUUUACUUCAGCACAUUCCCUCCUGACCCCUGAGAGAGCAUGCAGUACUAUACUACAGCAUGGCUGUGCAGUAUACUGUGACAAAUCAGCAGAAUUAACUCCUAUUCUUCUGCCCUGUGAUAGAAGAAAUGUCCCCCCCCAAAAAACCUUAAAAGAAAAGGAAGCACAUGCUGUUCCUACUACAGGAUCUCUGCAGCCUGAAUGGAAAUGCCUAGCAGAUCCAACCUUCAUGUAUUUGCCUUAUAAUCGCACAAUGGUUAGUUAGUAGUGCCCAGUAGUGCGCACUGCAGGUCCAUGCAUUCUAUUCAUUUACAUCGGUACCUUCACAUAAACAUGUUGAUCCUGACCUGUGAUGUGCAGGGUUUCCAUCAGGACCAGAGCUCACAUGUAACUGUCCAAGACUCCUGUGGGGACGAUGUCUAUCAUGGUCAAGACUUUUAAUUUUAGAAAAUAGAUUAAACAAAUUCUCUCUGCAUCCCAAAUGUUGAGGCUGAGUAAAUGUACUUGUUUUUUAGGUAACUGUUUUUAAUGCCGCACAUCUGGUUUAAAACAAUGACUACUCUACAGAGAAAACUAUAUUACAUUAACAGAUCAAAUAAAUGGAAGUUGAUCUUUGUGCUAUAGCAUCAACAAAUCCCUGUUAUCGUACUGCAUUUGACUAACAUGCAACACUUCACUAGAAGACUAAGGUUUCUGUUAACAGUGAGACACAAGGCUACCUCUACGCUGCCCUAACCCUUCUUACCCAACAUUUAUUAGAUCUCAAAAAUGUUUAUUCAAGCCAAUCUGUCUGUUGAUGCCUGUUCAGUGUCCCGAUUUAGGGUGCAGGAUACAAGAACUGUAUAUCAAUAUAUAUCUACACCUUAAUGUAGAGUAGUGAAUGUAUGGUGAAUUGAAAGCCAAUGUAUUUUUCAAAGCUGCCCUAAAGGAUAGUGCAGAUGUCCGUCUUAGUGCGUGAAAUGAAACCGUCCAUCUUUAUUUCCUCACUUCAUCCUCAUGUAUCUGAAAAUCUAGCCUAUUUUUUCUAUGACUAGAGUUGAACUGAAACUGCCAAAAAAGAAUGUAUGCAAAACAUUCUGUAAUACUUUCUGUACAAUUCUCGUCCGGACAGCCUUGUUAACCUGCGGUAAGCUGGCGUUCAUCCUUCCUAUGUAUGGACCAUUGCUUCUAUUCAUUUCGAGUGACUGUUGCUCUUUUUGUACUUUGUCCAUUUGUAAAAUUGUUUUUAAAUGUUUAUACUUGAUUUUCAAACUGCCUUUUUUGUACAUUUAACUUUAUAAUCAAACAGUGCAAGCUUUCCCCAUGGUGUCUUGAAGACCAUUUUGUUUUAAAAGUCUGCAAUUGUGUGCUAGCUUUAUGAUAAGAAAUAUCAGCCUAUAUUGGUGGUUACAAAUUAUUGUGUGGGUGUGCAUGUGCAAUCUUUUCUAGAAAAACAAACUAAAUAAAUUUGAUAUUUUGUAA